Messenger RNA from Pseudophryne corroboree (corroboree frog), 8902 nucleotides. RefSeq names its product prune homolog 2 with BCH domain (gene PRUNE2). Lineage: Eukaryota; Metazoa; Chordata; Amphibia; Anura; Myobatrachidae. The transcript has 20 exons. The record is from RefSeq and is a predicted model, not a curated record. Gene Ontology annotation, cellular component: cytoplasm. Gene Ontology annotation, molecular function: pyrophosphatase activity. The coding region runs from base 203 to 7942 and encodes 2579 amino acids. Gene Ontology annotation, biological process: apoptotic process.
CGCGCUCCCGCGCCCCAGCACCAUCAGCAGCAGCAGCAGCUCAGCUCUCUCAGGGAAAGCGGCGACCGGCCAGGGAUCUUCUUCUUCUUCUGCUGCUGCUGCCUCUGUGACAGGCUCUUUAUUGGGGACAUCUGCGGGGAGACUCAGCCAGCUGGUGCAUGCUACUCCAGCAGCAACAAGGCGGACACUUCUCUUUACUAAUAUGGAGGAAUUCCUGCAACGCGCCAAAUCCAGGCUGGACCGUGGUAAACAUUUGGAGAAGGUUCAUACUGUCAUUGGAGAUAAGUGCUGUGAUUUGGAUUCCAUCAUUUCCACAUUAACUUAUGCUUAUUAUUUAGGCAAGAUUACGCCGCCAAAUGUCCUUUGUCUGCCUGUUCUAAAUGUUACAAGAGUUGAAUUUGACUUCUACAGUGAGACACGGUUUAUAUUGGAGGAGCUGGAUAUCUCUGAAUCAUAUCUCAUCUUCAGAGAUGAAAUCGAUCUUCAGAAUCUGAAUGAUGAAGACAGGUUAUCAGUGACACUUGUUAACUUCAGUGCUCUCACAAGUGAGGAUGAAAGUUUGGCAGCGUCCGUUAUUAAAAUCAUAAACCCGGAGAAAAGAUUAGAUUGUGAUCAAGAGUUCUGCAACUCGUCUUCUGCCUUAGUUGCAAAAGAGAUUCUGGAGGAGUCACCGGAGCUACUUACUCGGCAGCUUGCUCAUCUUCUCAGAGGAAGCAUUCUGUUUUGCUGCUUAUCUGCUGAACAUGAACUGUUACCUGCACAACAAGAGGAAAUUGUGCAUAUGCUGGAGAAGAGGUUUCCUGAGCUACCACCACGACAGGACAUUAUAAGUAGCCUACAGGAGACUAAAUAUCAUACACAAGGUACCAGUGUUGAAGAUAUCAUACUCAAGGAAUUCAAAGAAUUGUCAGAUGGGGACAUUAAAGUUGCAAUUACCACUAUGAACAUGUCAUUAGAGGACUUAAUGAGCUACAGGAACAUCAUUGGUGAUCUGAAAAUAUUUCUUGAUAAAUAUGAGAUUGACAUCCUUAUUCUUUUGGCCAGUUAUACAUCGGGGGAACAGAUAACAAGGCAACAAAUUGCUGUCUAUUCAGAGAACCCUGAAUUGUGUAACCAAGUGUGCUGUGAAUUGGAAGAAUGUCAAAAUCCUUUCCUUGAUCUCGAGCCAACAGAUUAUGGGUAUGAACAGUUUUUUGUUUAUCAACAAGAAAGUCCAUUAGUAACCUGCGAUCAAGUUGCAUCAAUCAUCAAAGAAGCCAUCAACAGAAGACGUAUUGGCAUGGUCCCCAAUAGCCGAACGUCCUCUACAGAAGCUGUUGCUGGUAGUGCUCCUCUCUCACAAGGAUCAUCUGGCAUUAUGGAGUUGUAUGGUUCUGAUGUAGAUCCUCAACCAAAUCCGGUGAACUUCCCAGAUAAUCAACAGGAUAUUAAUGGAUCAGCACAAGCACAGGUGGAUGUUAAUGUAGAUCUUGUAAGCCCAGACAGUGGCCUGGCUACUAUCAGAAGCAGCCGGUCUUCAAAGGAAAGUUCUGUUUUUCUCAGUGAUGAUAGCCCAGUAGCAGAAGUUGCUGGUGUUCAUCACAGUUUUGUUCCUGGUAUUGAUUCUUAUAGUCCCAUCCCAGAAUGUGUUAUCAUCGAGGAAGAAACACCAUCAUCCAGGAACAACAGUGACAACCUUGAUCUCUUCAACUUUGAUCUAGCACCUAACAUUCGCUCUGAAUCUUCUUCACAUUCUGCUGACUACUCUAUGGCUGAUGAUUUUUUCUUUCAGAGCGAUUCUUCAGAAGGACAGCAACCCCUUGUUUUAAAAGAACAUAACAAACCACAUUUCUACAGAGAUGAUAUUGCUAAUUGUUCUACUGCAUUAUUAAAGACAAAAGUUGAAAACUCUAUAUUAGUGGAAGUGGAAAAGAUCAGUCUGGUAGAAUUUGAUGACAAUUUCAUGCAUAGUCCUGAGAAUCAUGAGGAGUUAUGUAAUAAACAUCCCAGCGUUAGUGAUUUAGUGGAGUAUGAUUCUCCAUUAUCUUCUGAGGUUCCUGGUCAUACAGACAUUAAAAUUCCACCUACGCCUAUGAACAGUCUAGUUGAAAGUUCUCCUCUAGAUAAUGGACCACCAACUUUUUUCCCAGAAGAUGUGAUAGAGAAAAUAAAUGAAAUAGGAGCUACUGACACAUCUCAGGUUAAAUAUGCAUAUUGGUGGAAUGGAGCUGAACCAACUUUAACACAGGAGGCCUUGUUGAAUACUGACUUAUGGAGUUCAAAUGAACAGGAGCCUGUGUUUCAUAGCCCUGAUUCUUGGAAAGAUCAAAAGCCAAAGGGCAGUCAUGAAACUAGAAACAAAGCUGCUUCAUUUCAAAUAACAGCACCUAGCUGUCAUAGACUAAAUAAAACAGACAAUCAUGAUAAAAACUCAAGGCAGGAAAGUAAAACAUUUUUCAAUUUAUGGAACUCAAACCAAUCUCUCCAAGCAACAUCAGACCCAUGGUGCAGUUCUCCAGAUAAAUUAGGACAAUGUGCAAAUGAGCCAGUUGAUUCCUGGAAUACAAUGCAUGCAGACAACCAUGGAAGAAAUUUUGCUAAAACAAAUGAAGUAGAUGAAAUAGAUAGUGACCAUUCUUCAGAAAAUAAUCUUGAUAUUGAUAAGGAAAACACACUAUAUCAAGAAAUAUUUGAUGGAAACCAUUACAUUAAAAACAUUCCAAAAUUAAAAGACUUUGGUGCAGACAGUGAUGCAUCCACUGAUUUAAGACAUAUACAAAGAAAUCUUUGUGUUUGGGACAUAUAUGAAGGUAAUGAGGAACCAAAAGCCACUGAUAGCCAUAUUGAUUGGGAAGACCCCUUUUUAUCUUAUAGAUGUCUCGAUUUUACUACCCCUAGCACUAGUAAAGAAUGCAUUGUUUCUCCACCAGACACCAAUUACUCAACAUCAGACUCAGUAUCAUCUCCUAUAUAUGAAGAUGAUAUAAAAGACAUUGAAACAACUGAGGAAGAACAAAAAAGAUUGGAGCUAAGUGAUGGACAGUUUUUUGUUGCCAAUAAUGAAGAAAUAAAAUUCAAUGAUAGGUGGUCUUCAAAUAAGGAAAAUAUAAAUGAUUGUAAUGAAUCUAAAGAAACACCUGUACUGCCCAGAAACUCUGACAAAAUGGAUGGGGUUAACAUCACAAUAGAAGGUAGUGGCAAAAUGAACAAUCAGAAACCUUGUACAAGUCAUGACCUUAGUCCUGACUACACAGAAGAAAAUAAUUUAAUACAGAGUAACAAAGACUCAUCCAAUGAGGUAAAUGGUGGCAUAGAAAGUAUAUCCAAAGCUAACAGUGGUAGUACAUUCCAGUUGUCUUUUACAAACAAUGAUUCAAGCUAUAACCAAAGCAUUUUGUUUGCAAGUACAUCUAAACGUUCUCCACCAAGUCACUUAGUAUCUGAUGUUGCUAUUAGCAAUUGUGUGCAAUCGGCAAUAUAUAAGAAAGAUGAAGAAAUCAGUAUUAAUGCUCUUGAUGAUCAUAUAUCUGUAAAACUCCCAAAUAUCAAACCGCUUUCUUCUGAUAUACCAAAAAAGGUCAAUAAUGUUUUUACUGAAUUACAAUGUAAAGUUAAUAAUCAACAAUAUGCAGAAGCUACACCAGAAGACAAUGAAGGUUGUGUUACCAAUGUUCAGAGUGAAACUGAAGACACUUGGGAAACAGACUUACAGUAUGACACAGAAUCAUCUUCUUUGAACACUUCUGAUGAUUUAGACAGUUUUAACUCAAGCCAUUUACAAAAUGUGAAUCUGCUAAAUAAAUCUCCUGUGUCAGGCAUCAGAGAUGAUGUACAUGAUGAAUAUGAUACAACUGUAGAUUGUGUUAUUCGCUUGUCACCUGUCAAUGACACAAAGUUUCAGACUGACAAUGAAGACUGCAAUAGUUUAACUAAGAACUUGUGUUCAUUGAGCCCAGAGACUAAUAACACCUACAAAGUUCCUACUAACGAUAAAUCUUUGCUUGCUAAUAGCGAACGUCAUAACAGGAAGAUUCCAAUAAAAGAAAAUAUCUUGUGUACUCAUUUCGACCCUACAAGUCAUGCUGUUGAAGAUUCUACUUUACAUGAGGAUAUUUUAAAUAAUUCACACAAGACUUCUGAACCUGGUAAAUAUGAUUCUGAUAUCAUUUCAGUUGUCUCAGAUAUCAAUACAGUAAAAGAACUUUGUCAAGAUGAAAACAACCUGAGUGGUUUGUCACAUUCUAGUUCAACAAGUCCAGAGUUAGCCGAUAGCUGGAGCACAAUACAUGAUGGGAUGGCAUGUACAAAUCAAACAAGGUAUUUUCCAGUUUCGCUAAAUAAAGAGCAGCAUUGCAGCUUUUCCCAGAUUGAUAUUAAGGGUCAUAAUAGUAUAAAUCCAGAAAAGACCAUGCCCACUGUUACUAAUAAAGUUCCCAUGAAUUUGGAUAUUUGGAAUACUCAGAUAUGUGAGGAUUUGGAGUCUUCAUCAUCAAGUCCUGAAUCAAAUGACAUUCUAGACCACUCUAAUUCAUUGGGCAGAAAUGCUAAAAACUGUUUUCAGCAGAAGCUGUUGGAUUUGGAACUCUCAGGUUCUACAUUAUUGAAUGAGACUCAGUCCAGUUCUACUACUCCAGGCACGGAAGAAGACAGUUUAGAAGAUCAGCUAGACUGUUUCCAUGAUUACACUUCUGUGGAGUACAAUACCAUAGAACAAAGACAGGAUGAACAAGAAUAUGUGCUUAAUAGUGAGUGUGAGGUAUAUAACACUCCUGAGAAUAUCAGGGACAGGAUAACAAAAUUAUCACAGCCUGUAGAGAAUGAAGAUGAAAGGAACAGGCAGUACAUGUUGGUAUCUUUACAUGCUGAGCAACAAGAUGAAACAUUAGGAAACUCUUACAUUCUACAUUCACACAUUGAUAGUCUCUCACAUAUUAUACCUUAUCAAACCAGUUGUCCAACUAGAGAUACUGAAAAGUUACAGUCAUCCAAUGGAGAAUUUGCAACUUCUGAGCAUUGUUCUGAAGGCUUUUCUACCUCUAAAAAUGCAUUUAAUAUACCAGUAAAUGAUGCAGCACCAAAUGCAGAAAACACAAAUUCAUGUCAGACAGUUCCUUCAGGAAAUUCUAAUCUUAACAAUCAUUUAGAUGAACUGGAUAUUCAUGUUCAGGAAGAAGACUCAAAUAUUCAGGUGCAACAUUCAUUCUCACCUUCAUAUGUGAACACCCUAGCAGAACUAGAUAACCUAUGCUCCCUAUCUAGUAACAUGGAUGAAAAGAAUGAAAUAAAACCUUCAAAUGCUGAUAAUACUUCUGAACAAAUGUACAUCUCUAUGUGCAACGUCCAAGAGUAUGUUGGACUGUCUUCUGAUAGUCCUGGUCAGCACAAUGAUAUAAUAAAUAGCAAAGAAUAUUGUGAAGCAUUCAACACAGGGGCUACUUUGCACUCUGACUAUAUCCCCGAUAUCUUAGAUGAUCACACUCAACAGUCUUCUCCUUUUCUCUGUGUUGAUCCAGACCUUUGGAAUAUGACUGAAAGACAUUGUAGCAAGAUAUCAUCGAGUGACAGCCCCGAUGUACUAAACAGUUGUGACACCAGUUCAAAUGCUUCAAUCAGCCCGGAUUUGUGUAGAGAAUAUGAGAAGGUUGACCCAUACAGACAAGAUUUGAGUAUGUGGACAGACUAUAAUCCCAAAGUGAGAGUUCAAUCUGAUAGUGCAAACGGGAGUCAAUUUAAUACUCGUGAAGAAGAGAAUACCGAUAAAACAGAGAAGUCACCCUUAACAUUUGCUGGAAAUACUUUACAGUCUUAUAAUAAUAUCCAGAAAUGUGAUUCAUUGAUUCAUACAAAUAUCUGUGAUCAUGAAAUUGAUGGCAAUGUGCCAGCUGACCCUGCUAAAUUAAUCUGUGUUGUUAAAUGUAAUGAGGACUUCAUCCAUAGCAGUCAAAGCUCAUCAACUGAGAACCUUAAAUUAUUACAGAAGUCAGAAUCAAAUAGCAUAAUGCUUCAAGAAUGCAAAAAAAAGACUAUCGGUGAGAGUACAAUACGAGAAGAACAAAAAUCGCCAUUGCAAGCAAUAUAUACAAACAAAGACGACGAAGAGAUGCUUCUUAAUACUUUGUCACACAUGAAACAGGCUGGGAGAGAAACACAAUUCAUUGAUGAAGGCAUAUGGAGUAAUCCCAUUUCCCCAGCAGGAGGUGACACUGUACCUUGUAUAGAAUGUGCCAAACUUCAUAUCCAAGUGGGGAAAAAUGACAUUAGACAAGACUUGGUAGGAGAUGACAACAUGGAUCCAGUUCAUUCUGCUGUGGAUCAGGCUGAUACAUGUGGCUUGGAAAGUGUCUCUUCUUGUCUAUUGGCCUCUGAAGCAAAAAUAAACACUUUUCCAUUUAGCAACGUUAGAGUGGUGUCUCAACAAACAUUGUCUGAUACAGUUUAUUCAGUGGCGUCUCCAGAUACAUUUCAGCCAAUCUCCAUGACAAAUGGAAGUGAAGACUCAAUGAACCAUGUAUCCGGAUUCCAUUCCUUUCACUUAGAAGAGGAAGGUUCUUUUAUUCGAACUCAAAGACUAGAGAGUAAAAAGAAAUCAGAAGAGAUCUCGGAACAUGAGCACAGCUGGAGCAUAAUAUUAAGUCAGACUGAAGCCUCUGAGUCCUCACCUGAAGACAUUUUUAGCAGGGCAGAGACUGGAGAUUGUGAUAAAGACCUGGAAGAGAUAUUAUAUGAUGGAUAUGAACAGCAGGAUGGAUAUCCAAAAGCAAUUAAGGAUAAUGAUUACAUAGAUCUUGAAGAAAGCUUUGAACUAUGUAAACUGGAAGCGUCUUAUACUAAAGCAAACUCAGCAACAGCUAACCCAUUCAUUUCACCUGAAGAAGGAGUGCAGUUAAUGUUUCCUCCUGUGGGUGGUGCACGUGUUAAGCAGUUGAGCACCGUCAGAAUUGCGGAGCAAAGAUCAAUUAUAUUGGACGAUGUGGGAAUGGACAUCCCAUAUGACGCAGCAGAAAUCAGACCAGAACCUCCAAAUUCAUUGGAUCUAAAUGGCUCCCAUGCCAGAAAAAUUAAGCUCACAGCGCCUAACAUUAACCUGUCUCUGGACCACAGUGAAGGUUCCAUCUUGUCUGAUGACAACCUUGACACCCCAGAUGAGCUUGACAUUAAUGUAGAUGAUCUUGAUACUCCAGAUGAAGCCGAUUCCUUUGAUUACACUGGAAAUGAUGAUCGCCCAGCCCUUGGACACUUGGUUCAGCAGGAUUUUGAAUCUAUCCAGGAGUACACAGCAGAAGAAGAGAGAGCAGAUAACAGGCAAUGGAGGACCGUCAUAAUUGGGGAACAAGAGCAAAGAAUCAAUAUGAAAGUUAUUGAGCCAUACACAAAAGUGAUAUCACAUGGAGGUUACUAUGGCGAGGGCAUAAAUGCCAUCAUUGUAUUUGCUGCUUGUUUCCUGCCUGACAGCAGUCGUGCUGACUAUAAUUAUGUCAUGGAAAACCUAUUCCUAUAUGUCAUAAGCACACUGGAGCUAAUGGUAGCAGAAGACUAUAUGAUUGUCUAUUUAAAUGGUGCCACUCCACGAAGAAAGAUGCCAGGAUUAGGAUGGAUGAAGAAGUGCUACCAAAUGAUUGACAGGCGGCUAAGGAAGAACCUAAAGUCAUUCAUCAUUGUUCAUCCAUCGUGGUUCAUCAGAACUAUAUUAGCAGUGACACGACCUUUCAUAAGCUCCAAAUUCAGCAGCAAGAUAAAGUAUGUAUCCAGCUUAGCAGAGCUCAGAGAGUUGAUUCCAAUGGAGUAUGUGCAGAUUCCAGAAAGUAUUAUCAAGUAUGAAGAAGCAAGAUGUUUUCCAAGGAACAUCAGACUGGAUGAAGAACUGAAUGAAAAUGAAUCAGCCAAAGCUGGCUGUUUGCCAAUGGAGCCUGAAAUGACUUCUCUGGAACAGGGGGUUGAGAAGAAGAGUGAAGACAAUGUAUAACGCCAUGGAAAACCGAAGUGAAAAAUGUUAUCUAUUUUCUGUUUUACUUUGUGGAUAUAUAGACCAAGCUAUGUAAUGUAAAUUAUUUUUUAAAGGUGUAAUUUAAUUAAUUAUAGAAUUGUAUAAGGGGAUCUGUUAACAGAUGACACAUACAGUACUGCUUAGAUUGUAAGUGUUGUCUUUUGUAUGGUUUUUCAACUAAAACAAAGUCUGAUUGAAACUUUGCCAUGGUGAACCAUUAACUUAUGGUAGUAAAGUAUAAAAAUGCUUUGUUUGACUUGCUGUGGGGUUGCCAGAGAAAUGUAAAGUUAAAUGCUACAUACUGUAGUAAUGCCAGUGUAAAAAAAAAUUACUAAAUAAACCAAUAAAUAAAAACAUGAAGAUCCUCACAUCCCAAAAACAUAAUUGUAACAUUAACGCUUGAAGAUAUAAAAAUGGCGCCAGACCUUUGUUUCUCUUCUUAAACUCCAUAGUCACACAAAACUAUCAUUGUCACCAUAGUCAUGAAUAAAUUUCCCCAUGUUUACUUUGGUAGUGAUAUGUUUUCUCAGAUAAACUGUGCAAUAUACAUGUACUUAUUACUCUGAAAUAAAAUAGUAACUCUGUCUUUAGCACAAUGUUAUCAUGCAAAUUCAAAACCAUGGAUUGAAGUCAGCAUGCCAAUAGUUUCAGAUGAUCAUAUAUGCAUACAGAAUAGGUAUGUAUUAUUUUGUUAGUGCUUAUUCAGUCAGUAGUUAUGAUAUUCAGUAUAAAGGGAAGGGGGUAAAUACAGCCAGCUCCUAUAUCUACUAAACACUUUCAUGCAUCAUCAUAUUAACUAUUUGCUCACAUUUUUCUAGCAAAAUAAUAUAUUCCGGGGAGUAUUUAUACUUGUUUAUUGAGUAAUAUUCUCCUAUAACAGAAGACAUUAAAAUGACAUGUGUGAUUAUAUUUGUAUAAUACAGCAAUGUUGAUGACAAA